AUGCACGUCGAGAACCUCCGUGGAAACCAUAUUGCCUCGGAGAUGACCCCCCAAACCGUAGCCCUGCUUCACGGCCUGAAGACCGUCUUCGCCCCUCACCCUGUUUGGUUCGACCGCCCCUGGAACGGUACAUUCCUGGCGAAGUGGUUUAACCCAGGCCCCCGAGGCGCGACUGGUGGCGAAGGCAGCCCCAUGGGAUGGGGACGAGAGCGCCGCUACCAAGGCUCGACUUGGUACUACCGCGCUGACCCGCCCGCGCGAAUGUACAAUAAUUGGAUGGGCUACGAGGAUACCCACGUUGGCGGAAAGGCAUGGGAAGAGAAGCAUGGUCGCCCGUGUCUGCCGCCGAUGAUGAUUCAUCCCGUCAAGGAGGUCAAGCAGACACAACCAGGUUUCGAGACGCACUUUGAGCUCGCGUAUGGCUAA
Verticillium alfalfae VaMs.102 is the source of this 426-nucleotide messenger RNA. RefSeq lists its product as hypothetical. The coding region runs from base 1 to 426 and encodes 141 amino acids. The transcript has a single exon. The record is from RefSeq and is a predicted model, not a curated record. Lineage: Eukaryota; Fungi; Ascomycota; Sordariomycetes; Glomerellales; Plectosphaerellaceae.